AUGCCGAGCACCGUCUCGCCUAGCAGGCGCCCCGGCGGCGGCAGAUGGUGGCGCUGGCGCACCCUCACGCGCGGCGACCUCCUCACCUUCCUGGUCGCUGCGAUGCUGUGCUCCGCGUCCUACUGCCUGGCCAUAUGGCACAACAGCCGCGGCGCCGCGGACAGCCGCGUCGUCCUCGGGCCCAGCGCGGGCGCGGGCGCGGCCGGCGCCUCGUGGCCCUGCGGAAGCGAUGCACGCGCGGGCGCGGCUGAAUCGCGACGAGUCGCUGGACUUCGAGGCCCACCACACCGCCGAGAGCGCCGGGCUGUCCGUCUCGGCUUCUUCUGCGGCCGCAACGACGACGACGACCAGAGCCCGGCGGGCAUUAAGCGGGGCCACGGCGUGAGCGGGGAACUUGCUUGGGCCUCGGCGCGGAGGCCGCCGCCGGCGCCAGGAGGUGAUCCCGCGUUAUGGGUGGGUCGUUCCGACCUCCGUGUGUGCCGGGUCUCGACGUCGGAGCCAUGGUGA
Messenger RNA from Miscanthus lutarioriparius, 507 nucleotides. Lineage: Eukaryota; Viridiplantae; Streptophyta; Magnoliopsida; Poales; Poaceae. The record is from the annotation of a GenBank genome assembly.